AUGAGGCCGGCCCCAUCGCGGGAAACGACCAAGCCUUCAAGUCUGAAGCCAGAGAAGGAUAAUAAAAGAAAGAGGGUCUCGGAGCCUGAAAACCCUCAAGACAAGAAAUCCUCCACUCGAAGGCUACGAAAAAGGUUUGCUCAAAUGGGAACAGACUCAGCCCAUGACUCCCCGGAUGGUGAGGAAAAUGAUGGGGAAGAACCGGCACUGGUAACUCGGACCGGGAGGUCAGUCGAGGCCAUUAAGACUUCCGAACUAGAAAGUCCACCUUGUGGUGAGGAUGCCCGAAAGGAAGAGACGGGCAAGGCCCCCGUAUCCCCGGAGGUUGAGAUUGUCCCUCCGUCUUCAACAACUAUACCAAAGGGGGUAAAUGCUGAGGCCCCCGAGGUUAAUGAGAACGCCCCGAGUGAGGAGCUCGGGGCCGCGACAACAAGUCAUUCUCUUUCAUUGCCAACAUAUUUUGGGGAGGCAAUCGAGGAAGCCAACACUUUACAUAUGCCCGACCCAAGUAAGGCUGUUGCAAAAUUCAAGGCCGAGCUGAAACAAUGUGAGGUCGAGCUCAAGAGAGUCUCAGGCGAAGAGAAGGCCUUGAGGAUCCUUUGUAGUCAAAAGGAAGAGGAGCUUAAGGACCUCCAGACUUCUUUGGCCAAAGCUCAAAAAAGCGAGUCCGAGUUGGACGAGCAGCUGCAGCAAAAGCUGGACAUGAUUGGGCAGCUCCGGGGCGAGGUGAACCAAGUUCGGGCUGAUUAUCACCAGUGGAAGGAGAACAUGGAUCGACUCAACGCUGAAAAGGAAGUUGUUAAGGCUCAACUGACCUCGGAAAUCGAGGAGCUGGGGGCCGAACUGGCUAAAGCCUAUAGUGAAGCUGCAUAUGCUAAGGCUGAAGCUGCACAAGCCAAGGCCGAGGCUGAGAAGACGAAGGUUAUGGCCGAUAAAUCCAUCGCUAUAUACCAGAAAGAAGCCGCAGCCAUUCAAGCUGAGUUGAAGGCAGCCUCUAACCGGGCGAAAUCGAGCAGUGAAUUGGCUAAGUGUCAAGCCCGGAGGGAGACUCUCGAGGAAGUCCGUGCUCGAGGAUUUGAUCUUGCCGAGGAGAUAGCCGAAGCACAAGCACGGGAAACCCAUGCUAGGUUUCUUGUGUCUUAUGAUGAUGAAGACGUGGUGAGUGGCUCCGAGGAUGGGGAAAGUGAGGAGAAUGCUCCUGAAGGGGAAGAGGCUCGAGAAGAUAAAGCCAUUGGAGAUGAAGACGUCACUCCUGGGGACGAGGCUCCGAAAAUAGAUUAG
Messenger RNA from Nicotiana attenuata, 1281 nucleotides. RefSeq names its product myosin-14-like. The record is from RefSeq and is a predicted model, not a curated record. Bases 1 to 1281 code for a protein of 426 amino acids. Lineage: Eukaryota; Viridiplantae; Streptophyta; Magnoliopsida; Solanales; Solanaceae. The transcript has 4 exons.